This is a messenger RNA of Periconia digitata, 789 nucleotides long. The record is from the annotation of a GenBank genome assembly. NCBI's taxonomy places the organism in Eukaryota, Fungi, Ascomycota, Dothideomycetes, Pleosporales, Periconiaceae.
AUGGCGAAUAGAAAACCCCAGAAACGUAAACGUUCUACAACUGCGAGCAGUAGAGCUCCAAACAAACGGAGCAAAAAAAACACACCCGUGUCUUCACCACCAUCCGAGUCCGCGUCCGCACCCGCAUCCAACGCCACUCAACUGCCUCCAGACGCGACAUUCCCCUUUCUCUCUCUACCUCCCGAGAUCCGCCUGAUGAUCUACGGCCACAUCCUAGGAGACCAAACCUAUAAAAUACCCUUCAUCUCAACCGCUCCCAAAACCACCCCUGAAAAAAAAACCCCGUGGCACCAACCCAAACCAUUGGGCCAUCCUGCGCGUGAACCGCCAAAUCCACGCCGAAGCCGCCAAGCUCCCCUACCAACUCAACCACUUCGGACUCGCCUGCCACCUCUCUAUCCCAACCCCGCCUUUGUCCAAUCCCCCGCGUUCCUGCAUAACCUGCACCACGAGAUCCGUCGGCACUACCAUUCGCUGCUGCGUGUCACUGUUCUCAGCGGCUGCGAGUACCCGCCUGACUCGUAUUGGGAAAUGGAGGUGUGGGGGAUGAAGAUUAUGAGCGUGCUUGUCUCGCAGCUCCCUGAGGCGGAGCUAGAUUUAAGGAUUGUGACGAGAGAGGCGAUAGAGCGCGUGGCUAAGAAUUCGAGGGAGCUUAGGGAGGCGGUGGCGCGAUAUGGGGAUAUGUUGCGGGGAGAGGAGAGGAAGAAGGUUUGGAGGGUUUGGUUGAAGACGCUGGUGGAUUUGAUGGGGGUUGAGAGGCCAAAGAUGCCGGAACCGAGGAGGAUUUAG